Molecule: messenger RNA, 947 nt
Organism: Mycotypha africana
Lineage: Eukaryota; Fungi; Mucoromycota; Mucoromycetes; Mucorales; Mycotyphaceae
Exons: 3
Coding region: 97-666 (189 amino acids)
Source: RefSeq, a predicted model, not a curated record
CAACUGGUUAUUUCCCUUUUUUCUUACAACAAUUUCCAUGCAGCCACAAACAAUAAAGACCAAACCGUUCCUUUUUUCUUAACCAAAAAUUUGGAAAUGGCAGAAACAACAGUAACAGUAGAAUCAACAGCAACGGAAGUACCCUCAACAAUGGAGCAAUUAUUAGAAAAACACAAAGAAGAACAAAAGAAACUUACAUCCAUAAUAAUUGGAUUACGGAAAAGUGCACCUAAAAGUGAUAAAAGGAAAAAACGGGAGAUCGCCUCAAAGAUUGCAGAUUUGGAAUACGAUCUAAAAAAAAAGCAAGAAGAAGAAAUACGAGUUUUCAAAGCAAAAGAAGCAGGACUAGAUCCAGAUCAAGCUGAAGAAGAGUUUGACGAUGGCAUUUCACUAGAUCGCUUAAACGAGUUGACUCUACAAGAUAAGAAGUCGGAUACAACACCUGAAGUGAAAAGUAUAGCUCCUGAAAAUAAGCCCAAGAAAGUCAAUAAAGCAAGACAGAGAAUUGAAAAGCGUAAUGCAGAAAUGGAAAGGUUACGUUUAGAAGCUGAGAAAGAGGCCGAAAAUCAAGUGGAUAUGAGUACUGUUGAGACAGAAGCCCUUACGAAAAAGAUAGCACCGUUGAAUUUAAGGAUAAAGCAGAUAACUGCUGACGGUCACUGGUAAACAUUCAUCAUAGUAAGCUCGAUUAUUAGCUUUUGAGAUUAACUCAGUGGCGAAUACACUUAUUUUCUCUUUUAUCUAGUCUUUAUAAUGCAUUCUCACACCAGUUAAAGUUGAGAUACGACGAAGAUGUCAACUAUAAGGAGUUAAGGAAGUUGGCAGCAGACUAUAUGCGCAAAAAUGCUGAUGAUUUCACGCCGUUUUUAUACUUGGAAGAUGGAGAUUUCAAUAAGUACUGUGAUGAUAUAGAAAAUACAGCCCGUUGGGGAGGUCAAUUAGAGGUG